Cutaneotrichosporon oleaginosum is the source of this 1952-nucleotide messenger RNA. RefSeq lists its product as uncharacterized. The record is from RefSeq and is a predicted model, not a curated record. NCBI's taxonomy places the organism in Eukaryota, Fungi, Basidiomycota, Tremellomycetes, Trichosporonales, Trichosporonaceae.
CCACCCGUGCCUCAUGGCGUGGGGCUACAGAGCGGGUGGUUGUGUGGACCAAGGUGGAGGGUAUAAGGAGCGCUGCGCAGUUGUCCUACCUUGUUGAGUAUCUACAACCCUGCACUCGUCUUUGGUUCUUCCUCCCUCUUCAUUCAUCUUCACUCCUCCCCAUCCACUUCAUUCCUCCCAGUCCUCUCUUUCUCUCCUCCUUUCUCCUGUCAAGCGCAUCCUAUUGUCACCGCUCCUCUCGCUCGCUCAGUGCUCUGUGGCCCCGUCGUCUUACAUCUCUCUUCCAUCACAGCCCCCUUCACUGUCCCGUCAGUCAACGAGCCACCGGCGCACGGUAGUCACCAAACCCUCCUAGUCCUCUAGGCCUUUCCUAUUCCAAUCUCCACGAUCGAACGCCGUCAUGCAGGCCGCCGAUGCCCGUGCUGCGGAUUCAGACGACCCCGACGCUGUCGCUUCACUCAGCGGUACCGUGUGCGAUCGCGUUUCCACUACUACCCCCGACCCCACCGCUCGCCCUGCCGUUGUCUUUCCUUCGCCAAAUAGAUCCAACCGCUUAGCUUUGACCUCUUCUCAAUCGCGCCCCUCUUCGUCGGCUCUUGUUCUGCCCAUCGGCGCAAGUCUGUCUCAAGACACUGUGGCUGUCGUCCAGGCCAUGGAGGGCCUUCUUUCGCAUGAGCUCGACCACACACGGCGAGCUAUUGAGCAAGACUCGCCAUUCGACUCCUCGUCCACGCUGUUCAACACGGACAACUCCACGAUGGCUCCGCGCAAGUUCUCGUUCGACCCGUCCGCCUUCCCUCAUCUCUUCGAUCGUAUCAUCUCUGACCUCGAGCUGCAGCAUCUCGUUUCCCUCCGCAAUGCGUGCCGCUUUCUAAGGAAGUACCUCGAGCCCUUUCUCGUUCGCCACAUCGUGCUUGUCUUCGAUCCAGCCACAAGAAAGGUCCACCCAAGCUGGCCGUUGGAGAGGUCUCCCUUGGACCCCACGAAGAACACCUGGCGAGCCGCCCCGGUCACCGACGCUGCGAAGAUCAUCGAUUUGUGUGAACGCUUUGUUUCAUCCCGAAUGCGCCGCGGCACUGCUUACCCGACCGAGCUUGCCACCCUCACUGAUGUCGACAUGAUCCGCGACUUCACCGGGAUCGUGACACUCCGCAGGGCAUCCCCAUGGCCACUAACGAGCCCCUUGCCACCGACGCGCGAAUGGGUUGCAUGGAUACGAGUCCUGUGUUCUAGUCUCUGGGAUCCCAACUUCGUUAACGUGUCGGAACAUGUCGUCCUCAACUUGGGCUGGGGAGUUGAGUAUCAUAGGGAUGGCGGGCGCCCUUCCCGUCCAGUCAACGUGACUAUCGCCUUCCCCGGGCCUUGGUGUUGUGCCAAACACGGACUCCAGUUCGAGAAGCAUACUCGUCAGUGUCUGCUAUGCUCGACCACCGAGCGGUGCGUGGUCAACCCUCGCCAAGAUCCAUGCACACCCGGCCCGAGUUCGGCUUAUCAGGACCCGUUGCUCGUCAACUUGGCAACACUCAUUCGCCGAUAUAUACAUCGAAACCCUCUCAUCAACGGAGAGCCCGCCUUAAUCACCUUGGUCAACUUUGACAAGUUUGCUGAGACCAUCAUCCCUCAUGUUUCAGCCAGGAACACGAAGGAGUGUUUCAUCGGGAUGGUCCGCUUUGAUUUCUCAAGGUUCGCCGACUCUUUUCGACCUUCUCGCGAGAGUAUCUCGCGCCACCUCUUAUUCCGAAGGCUCGACAAGUACAGGUCGAUAAUCGGCCCCGAGAAAUUCCGCCUUCGACACGAGGUUCCGAGUUACUGCCCAAUAGAGGUCGCCGGAGGAUACUGGAGGACUUACUAGCAGUUGUAGACAAGCGGGAUUGGUAAGGAGUACGGGGGAGUGGAGUGCAGCCUCUACAGACUUGUGUGACAAUGUGACACCCGCAAGGUACAUACAGUAA